AUGGCUACCGAAACUGGUGCAAGUAUCGUGUCAAAUGAGCGAUGUGAUGUAAAUAAUACGAUCGAGGAAGUAUUCGAGCCGCCACGGAGAGAAACGACUAAUGGAAAAGUGGCAAAAACACCGUGGAACAGUGUUACCAACGAGACAAACGAGUUUACGAAUAGUUUAGCCGUGCAUUCAAUCAGGACGCCCACGAUUUUCUCUACAGCGUCAUCGUUCAGCACAAACACCGAAGGGAGAGAAACGCAGAGGAACGUGAGUUUCAUGAGCUCCUCCGGUGAUGUGGAGGAACGUGCUACGUACAAACUCGCCAUCAACACUGCGUUGCACGUACCAUCCAUGGAACCGCGCAGCAUGUCCAACAACAGGAGUGAUUUGGACAGUAUUCGCAGCGAACAACCAAAUGGGAACCCGGAUCAUUGCAACAAUGAAUUAAUAAAAACUGUAAUAGAGCCAAGUCAACAUGCAGUUCAUGUUGACUCAGUGUCUAGCAAAGAUACGAUAUCCAGUGGCAUACACUCUUUGCCAACGCUACCAGAAGGCUGCGUAAACUUUGAGCAUGGCAACACACCUCAAUUAGGGGAAAGUCCUCAAAGUAGCAAUGGUGAGGUGAUCAACAGUCCAAGGAGUCCAGAUUACCCUCCAAGAGUCUCCAACAGUCCCAACAGCCCUGAGACAAUGUUUCCCAGCAGCAUGACAUCUGCUGUUGUGACUUCGACUAUUAUAAUGGACACGUACAACCAAGAAAACGCAAGCAAUUUAACUGCAAAGAGUUUAAUGUCUUAUUCAUUCUGCGGACAACACAAGAAAGCAGAUGAACAAGUUUCCGUUGCACAAAUAAACUCGAAUGAGGAAGAAAAAAUGGAUAAGGAGAGAGAUACCACCCUUAGAGAGAUAAAAACAGAGGUGGUGGAAGUUAAAAUGGAAGAAGCAGAUUCCAAAGAGCAAUUAGACAUAGUCAAGUCUGAUUGGUCUAACAACAGCGUACCUGCGAUAGUAGCAGGCCAAACAGACACCAUGCUGUCUCACAACAAACCAAUGAACUGCAUCAGUUCUACAUCUUCGAAUUCUCAUUCUAAAUCGUAUUCUUCAAGAGACAAACGAAACAAGGAACACAGCGAGAGGCGUUACUGUUCGAGAUGUUACAAGCGUAGCAAAAUAAAAAGAGCAAGCAUCGGAGUACAAUGCAAGCGAGAUCGUAGUGUGGUUUCAUUGAGCAGCAAACCACUGUCUCAUGUGUUCUCCAAAACUAUGAAUGAGAAUCUUAGGUUAAACUUGCAAAUGAAGAACUAUAAAAUGCUCCACAAUCCUCUGUUUAAGGGUGAGUUACUUGAAGGCCUAAAGUACAAGAAAUUCAUUCAUAUAGAAACUUAUCCCAAUGGUGGUGCAACUGUUGUGCAUAUGUAUCAAGAUGAGAUUGAUACAUUGUCGCAUGAACAAGUAGAGGAAUUAGCUCAAGAGUAUUUCAAGGUAGUUUUCGGUGAAGAUGAGAAUGGCAAUGCACAUCACGUCAUGGGAAUAGUGCACAAUGCUGCCGCGUACCUUCCUGAUUUGUUGGAUUACAUGGCUGACAAUUAUCCAACAUUGACUGUCAAGAAUGGCGUGUUAGGAAGAAGUAGUGACAUAGAGACCACGACUAUGGCACAGUACAAAGAACAAGUUUGUAAAGCUUAUAGUAACGGAACAAUUAGAUAUGGACCUCUCCACCAGAUAAGUCUCGUAGGAACUGUUCAUGAAGAAGUUGGCGGAUACUUUCCAGAUCUUUUACAAAAACUGGAAGAAAACCCAUUUUUAAAACUGACGAUGCCUUGGGGCCCUCUCUCCGUAGUAAAGAUGGAGACUCCCCAAGAAUCAAACGAUGGCCCAAUUCUUUGGAUCAGACCGGGUGAACAAUUAGUCCCAACGGCAGACAUAAACAAAAGCCCUUACAAAAGGCGUAGGACAGGCAUAAACGAACUAAGAAAUCUCCAAUACCUACCCCGCCUCAGUGAAGCUCGCGAGUACAUGUUCGAAGAUCGCACCAAAGCCCACGCGGACCACGUAGGCCAUGGCUUGGACCGAAUGACAACAGCUGCAGUCGGCAUACUGAAAGCAGUGCACGGUGGGCAAACCUCAGAGUACAACAGAAUCACAAAAGACGUUGUGGCUUUCUACGCUGGAGAUUUUCCAGAGCUGGUCGAAAAAUUGCAAUUAGACCUCCACGAACCACCUAUUUCGCAGUGCGUGCAAUGGGUUGAAGACGCCAAAUUGAAUCAGCUGCGAAGACAAGGUAUUCGCUACGCGCGAAUAAAUCUGUACGAUAACGAUAUCUACUUCCUCCCACGCAACAUAAUUCACCAGUUCAGAACUGUGUCUGCAGUUUCUAGCGUGGCAUGGCACGUCAGAUUAAAACAGUAUUACCCAGAGUCGCAGCAUAAUUCAAACAUUAGGCACACGCGCGUUGCGAAUGAACCGUCCCACCGUAUCAAAGAAAAGAAGCCUCUGGAAGUUGUAAACAUAGGAGACGAGCAGAAGGAGAAUACCAAUCGCCAACGAGUGGAGCAGAAGCACUCUAUCGACUCCUUCGAAGAGAAGAAAGCGAAAGAGAGGGCUGCUGAGUACCAAGGGAAUUUGAAGAAGUCGGAUCAGCAUGGUAAACGCAAGGAAGAGCGUAAAAGCAGAGAUUAUAAUAGACAUUCUUCCGUUUCGGGUAAGAGGAGAGAUUCUGAAGAGAACAAUGACUCUGAUCUCUACAAUAGCAAAUCUUCGAAGAGUGCUACCGAAAACCAAAAGCAGAGUGGUGAUAAGAGGAAUGAUAAGAGGUCUGAGAGAAGACACGAUAGUCGACGUCGAUCCAACGGGAAGUCCAGUCACCACUCUCACAGUAACAGCAGUAGCAGUAAUAGUCACUCUCCUGGCAAGAAGAAGUACGACUGUGGGAACCACAAGCUAGUCCACCAUCGUCAUCACAGCAGAUGUAGCAGUAACACAUCCAGCAAAGAAAGCAUUUCAAACGUAAUAAAAUCGAAAUCCAGCAGCAAAUUCACCAACUCUGUGUCUUCUUCCAAAGAGAGCAAGAGACGACUAAGUUCUUCGGAUCUUUGUACUUCGGAACACAGUACCUCUGACUGUAUCGUCAUUCUUGAACAGGACCUGUUAUCGCAGAGACAACUGGUAGCGAAGACGUACGCCACGGAAGUGGUGGACAAGGCUCUGGAAAUCGCUAUUUACAAAUCAAAGACUGACGUGGAGGAAGUUUGCCAGUCCCUGCGAACUGGAGUUGCAGAAGCUUCGAAAGAAGUACUAGAAAAAAUACACAAGGAAAGCUUCGAGAUCGCUGAACAGAAGUACAAAAAAGAUAUAUCAAAAUUAGAGCGAUACUGUCAAUUACUGGAGAUAGAAACAACGCUGGCUUUCACGUCGAAGAUGGAGUGCGCGACUGAGAACGCAGUGAAAGCACUGAUCGAAAUGGCUGAGGACGAAGCCAAGGAGAGAGCGAAGAAUGAGAAGGUUUGCACACCAGUCACUGCUAACUCGUGCGAAGAGAGUUCAGUGUCAAAGAUUCCCAAUUCUUCGUCUUGUUCUUCGAUUACGUCUACCUCUCCAGUGGCAGAAGCUGAGAGGCAUAGUAGUAACAGUAGGACUGGCAGCAGUGAUGAGAACUCAUCCAAAUUGUCGUCAAACUGUAUGUUGCAUUUGGAGUCCAAGCGAAAACACAGAGACGACAAGGAUUCCAGAAACAGGCAUAAGGACAGGAGAGAUAGAGAUAGACGGGACAGAGAACACAAAAAGCAUCGUCAUCGGAGUCCUCACCAUAAGCCUGAUAGCAAACCUGAAGAAGGUAGCAGCAAAGAGGAUUUAUUGAAAAUUUCUUCGCUACCUAGAGAUUACAACAUUUCUAGCAAAACCGUUGAUCGCACGGAUAUCAAAGACAGCGAAAGAAAACCAGAAAAGAGAAGAGACGGACAUCACAGUCACGGACGGGACAGUCAGAAGAAGUCAUCCAGCAGUCGCUCCUCCAAAGAGGACUCAGCAUCCAGUCGCUCUCACUCUUCGAGUUCCAACCACAAGAGGAAGUCGAGUUCAUCGGAAGAACACAAGGAAGCGAAGAAAUCAUGCAUGGAGAAAGAUGUUGACACCGAAACGGUGGAACAGAAUACUCUUGAUGCUACGUUAACUCUGAUAACAGUGACAACAGUGGCUCAAUCAUCGACAAGUACUGUUGUGUCAACAUGAACAGGUGAAAAUUACUUUACACUGUAGUACAAUCUGCUUAUUAGAAUUUACAGAAAUAUGAGACGUGCACCAACAACAUAAAUUUUUAGAUCUUGUCCUUAGAAACAGAGUGUUUUGAUCGGUUAAACUUUCACCAUGAUUGAAGGAUUGAGGAUUUGUUUUUAUGCAAUUGUUAAAACGCCUUAGUCUUUAGCAAAGAACUCGUAACGAAGAUUAUUUUGCUAUGAAAUCUCAGAGCGUCUCAUAUAUAUUGCUGAGGAAUCGAAGGAAAGAUAAAAAGAAUAGAUAUUUAUAGAAUAGUUGACCAAUACGAUACGUGUACAAACUAAAUUUGUACAAACAUGUGAUCAGAAAUUAAAAAAAGGUUUACUGUACACUGUAUAUAUAGAUUCAUACGUUACUCUGUUCAGAGAAUCGUCUUGCAGCGAAUCUUGUUUAAGUUUACAUGUACAUAUAUAAUAUAAUAUUGUGUGUAUGCGCGCGCGCGAGUAUGUAUGUAUGUGUGUGUAUUUGACGAUUGUAUGGCUAUAUACAUAUAUGUGUAUAUUGUGUAUACCUGAGGCAAAAAAGAUUUCUUCGUACUAUAGCAAUGUGAAGUGUAUUUCAACUUCCAAUUGGUAGAUUAUUUAUGCAAACUGAUUGAUUGCCUCUUUGUAACAACAUGAACCAGUCUUUUUUGCUGAAUGUACUCAUGUAUACGCAUACAUUUGAAAGAGAAAGUGUAAUGACUGUAAAUUAUUUAUAAUUUCAUUGAACAUUCUACAUUACUCAAAGGGUUCGGUUUACUUUGCAAUUUAACAAGAAAAGUUCUUAACGCCACCACCUAUAUCAUCAUUGAUAUUUUCAACGAACUGGUCUUCUGUAAUUUUGAGCUAUUUAAAAUUCAUGUUUUACCAACAUGCGGGGAUAUCUUGUGUACUGAUUAUAGAGUGAGAGAAACAUUGUAUUGUUGUUCGAAAAGGUGUGUGUGUUUUCAUGUCCCGCAUGAAAAGUCCAAUUGUCAUAAUGUAUUGCUGGCGAAACACUAUGUACUAGAUCUUUUCUAUUUAAACAGAUUUUAUUUAUACUGUGAACUUGAUGGAGAUGGCCAUCGACAGCAAGCUCUCAGUGUAUAUGCAGAUUUAAUCUUACGGUGUUAUUCACAUUUAGUUUACUUAAUAAUUAACAAUCAAUACAGCGAGUUGUUCGUCAACCUUAAUACUUCUUCCACUUGGAUAGAAUGUAAGCGAUUCAGAAAUUAAUAGUCUUAAGAACAUGCGAGUGGAGUUAUAGCAAUUGGCAGUAUAGAUUUGUGCAUACAGAUUGUUAUUCAACAGCUAUGUCUAAAUAUUUUACAUAAUUGGAGAUCUUUAAGUUAUUAGUAGCAACAUGUUGACUCGUACAGUUCCUAAUUUACCUGACGUUUACAAAAUUAAAUUAACAUAAAAUCUAAAGUAGAAGUUUCAUGAUACUUUGUUCAACUAAAGGACAUGUUUUCAAGAAUCUUAUUAUUUCAUUCAAUGUUGAAAUUUUCAAAUUCUUUGAUGAAUGGUUUCAGUUGAACUUUACAUGAUACAUGAUCUUUAGAUUUCUGCAAGGGGUGAUGAACAUUUUAUAAAAUGAGGCUUGUAAUAAAUUUUUCGCUAAGAAUGAUUUCUAAUGCUUACUUAGAUCAUCUUUUAAAAGACGCAUUAAAUUUGUUUUUAGAUUUAUUUUAAACAUCAAUGCUAAAUUAUUUUAUAUUUCUUAUGUCUGCUGUUUGUAAUGGCAAAGUAAUAUUGUUUUUUUUUUUCUUAUUUAUAUGCUGCCUUUUUAUAUAAAAUAAUUAUUAUGAACAUUUAUAUUUAUGGUAACCGUUCAGUAUAAAAUAUGUUACUAACGAAAUUUAACUUUACUUAAGAAUUUUAAAUCUUUUAAUACUGUAAAUAUAAUUGACGAAUCACUGAAAUUCAAUACAAAUUUUCUUUAAUCACGUAUUAUAAUAUAAUAUACAACAAUUCUUGUAACAUUACAUAUUACAUAUUACAAGAAAAUUGCGUUGGCUCACAGAAUGGCUUUUUCUUCUUAAUGGUAAAUAUCAGUUAAUUUACUUUGAACGAUAGGAGAUGCACUUGUAUGCACAACACGUUAUUGUUACGGUCCAUUAUAAUAUUUUCUGUAACUGUGUAUGCUGUAAAGUAAGUUAUUCUAUUUAUUUCAUAUAAAGAAUGAAGUCUCCAUAAACUAUGUUUCUGCAGAGAAUUAGUUUUAUUUUAUUUCUUACAUUGCAGAAUAGCUAUUGUACAAGACCUACUUUCAAGACGAAACUAUUUAUAAAAAGGCAUGAAGUGUAUUGCUAGCAUAUGCACAAUCUAUACAACCAACCGACAUGCAAAGUUAAUCGCACAGUUUCCACGAAACUUUGAUUUAAAAAAUGUUUUUAGAGCUAUCGUAUUAAUAGAAUGGUAUCGAAGAGGAAAGGUGUGAAGGAAGUUGUAAACUAGUUACGGUUCUGUUUUAUGUGCUUCAUACUAUCAAACGCAUGAAGCAAACAUUCAUCGAAGGCGUACUUAAUGUGGUUGUCUUCCAAAAUGGACCAAAUUUGAAACAUCAACUCACAAACUAAAUAGUUUUCAUCGUAUAGUCAUCUCAAUUUAAUUAUCACAACUACGUAUUGGAUGUACUCCAUCGCAGUCUCAUUAAUAGUUACACUACUGUGCUUAGUUAAUACUAAAAUUUGCAUAUUGUAUUUAAAAUAAUCAUCGUUGAAAAAUCUCGGAACAAACCAACCGCAAAAGUAAGAUACAGGGUAUUCGUUUAGAGAUAUGCAUUCAGAUUAAAACAAGCUGAUUCAUCAGACUUUUAUAACGUUCAUCGUCAACACUUACACAUUACCCACUACGAUCAAAUUUAGGUGAGAAUAUUACAUUUGCAGGGCAUUAAAUUUCAAUCUAGCUUCUGCGUAGUGAGGCGUACAAAAGGGAAGUUGUAAUUCGCACAGGAUCAACUUCUACAUUUGUGUCCAUUGACUUCAUUUGUAAUUAUUGUUGAGUAUGAUGAGUAGCUGCGAGUACUUAUUGGUACUUGAGAUGGUCCUACACUUUCUUUGACCAAUUAUACAUUUGUGGAGUAUUACAUAUAUAUACAUAUAUGUAUGUUACAACAGGAUGGUCUGUAGGAAGUAUUUUAUUUUCUGUAACUAUUUUUGAUGCAUUAGGGUUUUCUGCAGCUUAUGUGGUACAUGAUGAUAUGAUAUACAAUUCAUGUUAACAUAAAUAACACUUGUUUAAAACUCUGUUUUUGCUAUGCAUAAUGUGAACGAUGCAACUAUAUUCAUCAGUUUUAUAUUUCUUGUUGUAUCUCAAAUACUAUGUACAGUAAGAAAUACACUUUAAAUGAAUGUUAUUUGUUAUAUGUUGCAGAGAAUCUUAAUGUAACAAAAAGGACUGCGAUGCUUCCAGUGGAUCACUCUGUGUACAUUUGAGCACACGCUAAAGUUUGUUAUUCAUUGCGACAGUACAUUUGAUCACAAAAGAUCACAAAUAAUUGCUACAAAACCAAAUAAUAUAGGUGACGGACACUGAACAAUUUCAAGGUGCCUUUACUCUGUUCGCCGCAAGCAAAAAGUUCUGAUAAUUGAUUUGUAAGCAUAAGUUUCCCCUCCGCUAGCACUAUCUAGAGGAUCACAUCAUUUUAUUUGAGUAUCGAUUCUCAUUUUCAUGAGAAAGGGAGAAAGCAACGAACAUGGAGGACUACCUUUCGAUGCGUGUACAGGAAGCGUAUUCUGUGUAAAUAAAUGUAAACAAAAAUACAA
This is a messenger RNA of Hylaeus anthracinus, 7987 nucleotides long. RefSeq lists its product as uncharacterized. The coding region runs from base 1 to 4215 and encodes 1404 amino acids. The record is from RefSeq and is a predicted model, not a curated record. Gene Ontology annotation, cellular component: nucleus. NCBI's taxonomy places the organism in Eukaryota, Metazoa, Arthropoda, Insecta, Hymenoptera, Colletidae. The transcript has 5 exons.